Molecule: messenger RNA, 1635 nt
Organism: Lampris incognitus (smalleye Pacific opah)
Lineage: Eukaryota; Metazoa; Chordata; Actinopteri; Lampriformes; Lampridae
Product: melanopsin-A-like
Exons: 9
Coding region: 1-1635 (544 amino acids)
Biological process (GO): visual perception; G protein-coupled receptor signaling pathway
Cellular component (GO): membrane
Molecular function (GO): G protein-coupled receptor activity
Source: RefSeq, a predicted model, not a curated record
AUGUGGUCCACUGAGAGCAUGGAGCACGAGAAGACAAACAAAACCAUUUUUACCAGGGUCGAUGUGCCUGACCACGCUCACUACAUUGUCGCCUUCUUUGUCUUGGUCAUCGGGACACUGGGCAUCUCUGGAAAUGCCUUGGUUAUGUUUGCUUUCUUCAGUAACAAGAAGCUUCGUAACCUGCCUAACUACUUCAUAAUGAACCUGGCAGUCAGUGACUUCCUGAUGGCCUUCACCCAGUCGCCCAUCUUCUUUGUCAACUGCCUCUACAAAGGAUGGGUGUUUGGAGAGAUGGGCUGUAAGAUGUAUGCGUUCUGUGGAGCUCUGUUUGGCAUAACCUCCAUGAUUAACCUGCUGGCCAUCUCUAUCGACCGCUACUUGGUGAUCACCAAGCCUCUGCAGGCUUUACGUUGGAACUCCAAACGAAGAACAAUGGUUGCCAUCAUCUUGGUCUGGCUCUAUUCCCUGGCCUGGAGCCUUGCCCCUCUCAUUGGCUGGAGCUCCUAUAUCCCUGAGGGUCUGAUGACAUCCUGUACCUGGGAUUAUGUCACUUACACAUUGGCCAAUAGGAGCUACACGUUAAUGCUGUGCUGUUUUGUAUUCUUUAUCCCAUUGGGAAUCAUCUUCUACUGCUAUUUCUUCAUGUUCCUAGCUAUACGGAAAGCAAGCAGGGAUGUGGAACGGCUGGGGACCCAGUUGAGGAAAUCUACACUAAUCAAACAGAAGUCCAUCAGGAGUGAGUGGAAGUUGGCCAAGAUUGCCUUUGUUGUCAUCGUAGUGUAUGUCCUUUCCUGGUCACCGUACGCCUGCGUCACACUCAUUUCCUGGGCAGGGUAUGCCAACAUCCUUUCACCGUACUCCAAGGCUGUCCCUGCUGUCAUUGCGAAGGCAUCUGCUAUCUACAAUCCUUUCAUCUACGCCAUCAUACACAACAAGUACAGGGCAACACUGGCAGAGAAGGUUCCCUGUCUGUGGUUUCUGUCUCCCACCUCUCGAAAGGAGUGCAUCUCUUCCUCCUCCAUCAGUGAGUCCUCUUUUCGGGACUCCGUCAUCAGCAGACAGUCCACAGUAUCCAGGACUCACUUUGUAACAACCUGCCAGAUCUCCUCAGCUGAUAAGGUGUUGGGAGAUGUGAAGAUGGACUCAGUAGUGAGGAAGUCAGGUGACUCCUUCAGAAGUCCGUCAUCCAAUAGCCAGUCUAGCAGAGACAAGCUCUGUAAGAAACAGAUGGAUCAGAACUCAGCCAAGACGUAUGCAGCAGACAAGCAUCCAUCUGCUAUGAGCGAGUCAGCAAGUGGUUGUGGGCAUGAGGCGGUCUCCAGGUCUCUCACCAUGGUCACUGUUCCCCUAUUGGCCCUUACUGGAAGGCGGAGCCAGAGCCUGACCGAUGGGAUCUCACAGGACAUAGAAAAGAAAGGUAAUACCAGCAGUUGGCUGAUCAACCACAAGAGCGACUGCGUUGAGUCAUCAAGUGUUGAAAAUAACACUUUUGAACAGAAACCUCCACAGAACGUUCCACGCAUCAUUGUUAUUAGUCCUACAUCAGAGAGCAGCCUGAUCAAUCAGGAGAGCAUCCUCUCAGAGGGAAAAUGUGAGGGUACGAAUGAAGAAGAAAAGGGCAACAUCUCUUUGUAG